Molecule: messenger RNA, 1940 nt
Organism: Corticium candelabrum
Lineage: Eukaryota; Metazoa; Porifera; Homoscleromorpha; Homosclerophorida; Plakinidae
Product: protein smoothened-like
Exons: 7
Coding region: 226-1755 (509 amino acids)
Biological process (GO): cell surface receptor signaling pathway
Cellular component (GO): membrane
Molecular function (GO): transmembrane signaling receptor activity
Source: RefSeq, a predicted model, not a curated record
GCUCCACUGUGCGGUCGGUCUGCAGCACAAGUCGAAUCUCUAAGGUGCGCGCGUCGUGGACAACACACCCAACGAGCCACUCGACGAGUUACUAAUAAUUAAACGUUUCCUGUCAAUGCUAAACAUGCGUCAUUGAUUCGGUUAAGUCUAUGACCAUUUCUUAUCCGAGAAAAUACGAAUUGGCAUCAUCCAGUUCUCGCAUUGGGCGCUGGAACGAGCUCGGAGAUGAACGACGUCGACGUCAAUUCGAGGAGAGACCGAUGGGUGUGUAUUGCGUGUAUUGCAGUGUUGUGGACACUGAUAGGUCUGCCUACCGUUUUCUAUGCGAUUCCAUACGAAGAGAAAGCAACCCACGUCAACAUAACUGCGGACAACGACACACUAAGGCUGUUGCAUCAAGCUGGAAUUCAAGCUCUUACUGACGACAUCGUGCAUCUUCUCCAGCUCGUCUACUCACAGUUUCCAAAUGUUUCGACUCAACGUGUAUCGCCAUCUCAAUAUCUGCAUCAAGUCCUACAACAACCUUGUGGGCAGUCGCAGUUGAGGAAUACAAUGGGAUUCUGUGUACCCAAUUGUGUUGAAUGGACCAUCUACGACUCUUCCAUACAUAAACUUGAAGAUACGUUGCUAGGUGUAGGUUUUACUGUGGGAAUUAUCAGCGGUCUGAUUGUCCUCGUCACAUGGAUCUUCGUGAGACAAAUGUGGGAAUUCCCUCACGUCAUACCGUUCUACAUGAACAUAUCAGCGAGUCUCUCAGUGUUCAUCUUGUGUCUGACGUACGUAGUCGGCCGGCCGGGAUCGUUCUGUGCGAGUAGAGAUCUGUCCAUCGCUCUCGAGUCGACAACAGCAGCAUGCAACAUCCAAGGUAGUCUCGUCCAUUACUUUUCUCAUGCAGCUAUUCUCUGGUGGAUGUUCAGUGUGGUCAACUUGUAUGCAGGCAUCUGUUGCCCUCUCUCUACUUUCACCGGACGUCUCUUCUCUGACAAAGCCCGGGUGCACAUCAUCGAAUCGACAAUAUCGUGGACUGUCCCUCUGAUCGACGUCGUCGUCGUCCAUGGCAUUGACCAAUAUUAUCCAACACUUGGACCAGACACGAUAGGAUGUACACCCCGGUCCCGAUCUCUUCAGUACUUCACUCAAGCUCUUCCCAUACAGAUUUUUCUCGGCACCGGGCUCACACUCAUCAUCCGGGUCGUAUUCACACUGAAAGACCAUGUGCUCCGAGAAAGAGAACGCCAUGACUCAAUCACAGUGUCCAUUCACAGUGCGUAUGCUCGACGAGUAUCCAUCAAGAAACAGAAGAGUCUCACUCGUGUCGGAAAGAGAUUUGUCUUCAUCUUCAUCACGUAUCCAAUCUGUAUGGUUGCCGUCCUCAUUACCGUCGUCGUUCAGCUACGAGACGUCGAAGACUUUGAAAACUCGUUCCGGAAUUAUCUUUUCUGUGUGGCACUCCAAGUCUUUCCUGAUAGCUGCCGCUCGUUUCUCCGCUCUACUCACCACGAGCUGUCCCACUGGGCACUCGUUGCGUUUAUCUGUUACAGUGCGUUUGCUCUCGCAUAUUCGUUAGCAGCCAAGCCGAUACAGACAUUCUGGUACGAACGGUUCAGCGUGUUUUCUUGCUAUCGAGGCGACUACGUCGUUGAAGGUGCAAUCAGCAGAUCUUGCAGCCCACAACCAGUAGAAACAAACAGAAAUCACGUGAUCAAUAGCAAUGGAUUAACCGAAGAACUAAAGGUGGGAUUCAAUAAUUAUUAAUUAAAUCGUGAAGACAGAUAAAAUCCUAAUAAUUUGAGGACGAUUAACAUUCAAUUGUAUUUCUGACUCACCAAAUUAUUAUAGACUCAUUGAGUCGGGAUAUUAAAGUAGUCAGAAAAAAUAAUUAAUUUUUUGUAAAUUUGAUUGAUAUUAACAACUUACCGGACAGAACUAGUUGGCCAGUU